Molecule: messenger RNA, 3636 nt
Organism: Venustampulla echinocandica
Lineage: Eukaryota; Fungi; Ascomycota; Leotiomycetes; Helotiales; Pleuroascaceae
Exons: 3
Coding region: 1-3636 (1211 amino acids)
Source: RefSeq, a predicted model, not a curated record
AUGGACGGAUAUCCGCCAGCCUAUGUGGCCCAUAAUAUUCCUCUCUUGGUUGUAUCAGGGCUCGACCGAUCCGACGGUGAACCAGAGCGCACUGAUGGCGGGAUCCGAAUAACCUCAGAGAUCCCCCCAGUGGAGUCAGGGGAUGCGGAAGCCCUCCUGCGGCACUUCCGAGAUAGUGAUGCUGGAAACCUCGCAUGGAAUGGGCGUGAGCAUAGCGGAAGGAAUAAAUUCAGAGUCAAGAUUAUCGGAAGAGAUUAUGUUUUACCAGGCCGCGCUGCCCAGCUCCCUGCGUCUCUGCAACCUACGAGCCCAACGACAAGACCCGUUCUACAUUCACCGCUCUCACCAUUGAGCCCGGAAGGCCCCCUAUUUCCGGACGGCCUUAUUACCUCGACAUGGAUUGAGAAACACCAGGAUCGUGUUCCGAGCACGUACAUCGCUUUCUAUACCUUUACGGCCGAUCAAAACCUGUCAACUAAACUUGAUAAUCAAUUGAAGUCAGAUAUAAACAACAUCAAAGACACCUUGAGCCAAUCUGGUUAUAAAACUCGGCUUGUAGUUGCAUUGUUGAGUGAGGAAUCGGUUGUUCAGUCUCCUGAUGUAGAAGAAAGGCUUGCCAAUAUCCGUAAACACACGGGUCUUGACUCCAAGACGUCCCUAUUCUUCUUGCCUCCGCAGUCUUCGGCAGUUGAGCUUCAAGCAUUUGUCGAAACGAUCACCACUACUAUAUACCCACUAUGUAUCGAAUAUUAUCGCGAUUUAAGCAAGCAUGCCCGAAGGAAGCGCAGCAGGGGCGUCAUACCCCCUCCAACGGCGCCUCCAACCUCAGGUACCUCACAGACACUAUCUAGCCAAGGGUGGAACGUACGUUACGAUUUUAAGCUCGGAGUAUUUGCCGAAUUCCGACAGGAGAUGGAUGCCGCUGUUCGUUCUUAUGAAAGUGGCUAUGAAGGCCUGCUAGGACCCGAUGUUCUGGAAGUAAUUGCAAGCUGGAAUCCUCGAUGGAACGAAGCACGUUUACUUGCCGAUAUUUUCGCAAUACGCAUACUGCGCUGCUUACUCUGGAACGGGAACUCAACUGCGGCAGUCCGUAGGUGGCAGUUGCAUCGAGACAAAAUUCGAGAUUUCGUUGACCGAAGAGGCAAGGGAUCUUCCACAUACGGGUGGGAAGCUUGGGAGGCUAGGUGGGCUACUGUAAUGGGCGAGAUGAUCAAAAAAGUGUCGAUAAAUGAGUUCCGCUCUAACACUAGUGCGAUAUAUUUGUCGCCCGAGAAAUCCAUUGCAAUUGGGGAGCGAACGCAGGCAUGGGAGCUUCUCCACCACCCUGGAUACUGGUUCUACUCUGCGUCAAAACACCUUAUUACUCGCCGUAAUCUGGCAUUAGCCAUACCUGAAGAAGACCGAUCACCUCCAGGGUCAUCUCCUGCUUCGGCAAUUGCAAGUAAAGCGUAUACGUACGAUAUAUACCUCUGCCCGGAGCCACAUGAAGAGAAUCCGCUGCCUGGAUACGAAGGCGUUGACCACUGUGCUCUCAUCAUAGACUCUCUAAAUAAGGCUAUUGCCGAGUUUGAGUUGAGGGGCCAAUCUCGCCUUAUUCAAGAACUACAACUUCUUUCAGCGAAGGAAAGCAUGAAACAAGAAUCUUGGAAGGACGCUUUGCGGAUUCUCCGUCCCCUGUGGCAGAAUAUGACUUAUCGGAAAGAGGGGUGGUGGGAUAUCGUCGAAGAGGUUGGAUGGGCGUUGAGAAAUGCUGCAAUACGCUUUGGUGAUGGUGGCUCCGUUGUUGCCGUUGACUGGGAGCUUAUGAAUAAGUGCUUUACCCAUCAUCCCAAGUGGCAUUAUGAUAUUACCAAGUCAUUGGACAGCAUCACGAAUAUGAAGACUAAACCCGUAGUGGUUCUCCAUGAGAGCGAGGUCCACUCCUUUCUGUCUGCGUCGUUUGCCUUCGAGCAUGCCGAGGGGAAAGUUGGAGAAGCUUGCCCAUCACAACUGACUGUUUCCUCAUCUGCCAUAUCUACGUCAGCUCCAGUAACGAUAAGUGAAUUAAGGAUUGAGUUUGAGGGUAGUAUGAAGCCUAUUGUUGUGCGACAUAGUACGGGGGGCGAAGUCCAGAGCCAAGGCCCUGUCGUAUUCAACGAAGUGUGUUUGGUUGACGCUGUUCGAGAAGGUCGGCAUUCACAAACUGGCGAGGCAGACUUAACGUUUAGGCCCGGCCAGAGAAGGAUUUUCGAAUUCAAUAGUCCCUUGAGGGAGGAUGGAGAUGUCAACGCUAUAUCAACGUCAUUCUCCAUUAUCUCGGACCGAUUCGACUUCGAAUAUGUCCACAUAUUUGAACGGACUACAUGCCCUGACAUAUGGUGGGGCCAGCAGGGAAUGAAGAAGAGGAUUGCUCGCGCAAAUGCAUCAGCCCUAGCUGUGCUCCCAAAGCCACCGAAAAUGGAGCUUCGCUUUGUCGGGCUCGAAGGGCAGUACUACACGAACGAGCCCAUAACUUUACGGCUUGAAGUUCUUAAUGAGGAAGAAGUCGAUGCCAUUGCGAGCCUGGAUGCUCGUUUACGUGGAGAAGGAGUACCGGCUCUCACCUUGAAGGUGGCUAAAGGCCCUAGUGCUGCAUCUGAAGAGGACGAAAAGAGUAAUUUACUGGCGAGCACUUCACUACCAAGCACUCCACUUGGUAGAAUCGCAAGUGCAACCUCGAACACCGUUGAGAUUCUUAUUCCUCCACUUGAUUUACCAACAGUUUAUGAAGUUGCAAUAAAAGCAUCGUACAGCCUAGUUUCUGACAUGGAAACCCCAAUAUCCCGCUCGAUGUCCAUGCAACUAGAGGUUAUAAACCCUUUCGAAGCCAACUACGACUUUUCUCCCCGGAUGCAUCUAGAUCCGUGGCCGAGCCUUUUUACCCAUGAUGAGCCAGGAAACUACGGAUCCGACCACGACGCGUACGGGUUAGGACAAAAAUGGUGCUUGACGGCGAGGUACGCAUCAUUCGCCACGGAGGAAUUAAUAGUUGAGGAUGUUGCCGUGGAAGUUAUCGGUGUGCAUGGCGGAAUUGUCUGCUCCACCACAAAACCAAUGGAAGUGCCAGCGGGUGGUCUAAAGGUUGGCCCUCGUAGUCUCGAAGAGGCUCAAUUCGACAUCUGCACUCAAAAAAGGUCUUUAGAUGACAGGGGAACGGCUACUCUUGACGUGGCUCUGGCAAUAAAAUGGCGCCGCAAUGCCGAAGGCGCACCGGUAACCACAUCCACUCUAGCAGUUCCACGCCUGCUUGUUUCAAGCAGCGAGCCACGAGUGUUAGCCACGGUCUCUUACUCAUCCAGAAUCCCAUUUAUGAUUCAUUUUGAUGUCACGAUUGAGAACCCCUCUAACCAUUUUCUCACAUUCGGGGUUACCAUGGAGCCUAGUGAGAAAUUCGCCUUCUCCGGCGUCAAACAAUCAACUUUACAGCUUGUCCCGUUAUCUCGUCAGACAAUGAGAUUUAGGCUACUUCCAAGCAUAAGAGGGGACUGGAUUGGGCCUAUUCAAUGUGUGAUUAAAGACAGAUAUUUCCAGAAGGUGUUGAAGAUCUCACCAACUGAAGGGAUGAAAGUCGACAAGGAAGGAAUACUUGUGUGGGUUCCUCCUGACGAGGAUUUGUAG